CGGCCAUUCGUAACCGUCAUCUCAAUCAACGGCUAACACAGCAUCGAACCUCCAAUUCUAUCCCCAGGCAGCAAUGGCCAUCACCACCAUGCCGCUAACCUUCUCCCCGCCCCGCCACCUCCACCACCGCCAACCCAAGCCCCAGAGACCUUGCCCCGCCGCGCGCCUCGCGCCACUCACGCGCCGGCGAGCGGCUGCCACGUGGCUCCGCUGCGCCCCCGACGGCGAGGCCUCGUCGUCCCCGGCCACCGCCGAGCAGCAGCCGCAGCAGCAGGAGGAGGAGGAGUUCAUUCUUCUCGCCAACAACCGCAGCGACUUCAACGAGGUCAUCAUGGUCAUCGACUCGCCCUCCAACCGCUACCUCGUCCUCGACCCCAGCCGGAAUGUCCACAGCAUUCUCCCCAAGAAGAGCGCCUGGACCAAUUCCUACUGGGAUGAGUUCGUGAGCCUACCUGCUGUUGUUCCACGCGGUCCUGUUGCACUUCUAGGUUUGGGUGCUGGGACAGCAGCACAUCUGAUGCUAGAAGUUUGGCCUUGGAUACAACUUGUUGGAUGGGAGAUUGACCCGAUGAUAAUCGAAUUGUCAAGGGACUAUUUUGGUAUGUCUAAUUUAGAGAAGACCACAGAAUUAGGUGGUUCACUUACAGUGCAUAUUGGGGAUGCACUUUCUCCAUCAGCUACAAUUGAAGGAGGAUUUGCUGGCAUUGUUGUAGACUUGUUUGCUGAUGGAAAAGUCUUACCUCAGCUACAAGAAGCUAAAACUUGGUUGGAAAUUGCGAAAAAGCUAAUGCCAGAUGGUCGAAUCAUGGUUAACUGUGGUGGAGCAGAUACCGCUGUAUCUCUUGCUGCUGAUACAGGUGUUUCAUCCUGGGUUCAGAAUCCUACAAUUAAGGCUCUAUGUUCUGCAUUUCCUGGACAGCUAAACUGGAAGAGACUUUCAGAGAAAGAGAGUGUAAAUUAUGUAGCAUUGACUGGUCCUCUUCCAGACUUGGAGGAGUGGUCUAUCUCGGUUCCUAGUGAGUUAAGCGCAAGAGUGAAACAAUGGGUACCUUGCGAGCUUGCGUGAGGAUGGGCCUUUUCUUCUAGUUGCACCCUACUUGCUUGAACAACUCUGUCCAUCUCCUCCCUCCAUGGCCCAUUUCUGGUGAGUAGUAGCUGCAGCCAGUAGGUUUCCUCGACCACACAUAAUUAUUGGGUGUACUUGUGUACUUUGUGUUCAAGGUUUGUUUAAGGCCAUCUGCAUUCGAAGAAUUAAGUACCAUAUCAACACCCUCAUGUUCAAGGGAUAGCAGCGCAGAAGGUAGGGCAUCUACCUGGACCCAAGUUUUGUUCCUGAAGCUGAAAGCGAAGGGCAAGCAUCGGUUAAUUGGAGUUGACCCGUCUAAUCCUGAAAUCAGGUCCUGGCCACCAUGCUGGAGGAACUUCGGAAAUCAGAACAUUCUGCAAUACAUUUUUUGUCAUCUCCUGUUAACCUGCUGUUAAUGUUGAUGAUUUCUUUCUAUUUUAAAAAUAGUGUUGAUGAUUUCAUGUCUUGGCAGUGCCGCAAAGUGACAAAGUCCAUUUGUCUGAA
Brachypodium distachyon (stiff brome) is the source of this 1570-nucleotide messenger RNA. RefSeq lists its product as uncharacterized. The record is from RefSeq and is a predicted model, not a curated record. The transcript has 8 exons. The coding region runs from base 74 to 1066 and encodes 330 amino acids. Lineage: Eukaryota; Viridiplantae; Streptophyta; Magnoliopsida; Poales; Poaceae.